Messenger RNA from Diachasma alloeum, 2367 nucleotides. RefSeq names its product methyltransferase-like protein 9. Gene Ontology annotation, molecular function: protein-L-histidine N-pros-methyltransferase activity. NCBI's taxonomy places the organism in Eukaryota, Metazoa, Arthropoda, Insecta, Hymenoptera, Braconidae. Bases 235 to 1284 code for a protein of 349 amino acids. The transcript is spliced from 6 exons. The record is from RefSeq and is a predicted model, not a curated record.
AUGGCCACGUGCUAGACGUGUUUAUGAUCUCCGAUGUUGUGUAAUUCCGCGAAAUAAAAAAGGACACAUUGAAAAUCGAAGCGCACAUCGGGCAAAAUCCGAUAAGGCAUCAGUGAGGCGAGACUCUUUGUAUUGGUGAUGAUGAAUCGAAAAGGAAGGUGUGUUAUUUGAACAGUGGCAUGUCAUACUUGUGCUAGUGAAGUUAUCAAGUGGUUAAAUUGUCAAAAAUUUGAGAUGGCCUCAACAUCAUCGCCACCACCCAAAUGCACUUGUCAACUAGGUGACAGUGACGACACUGUCAGGCCUAGAAAUGCAGCUAUCAAGAAUUAUCGACCACAUGGAAGUCUUGCUCGACUACUCUGGGAAAAACAACGAGCGGAUGAGCGCCUGCAGGGAUACGACAAAACUCGGUGGUACACCAUUGAUAAGAGCAAAAUUCGCGAGGAUAUUUUAAGGCUGUGGGUGCCACUGGGGGUGGGACCAUGUCAUGAUCAACCAGAUCAUACUGCUGAGGAGUUUCUUACUAGAUCUACUGAGAGAUCAGACUCACUUCCACUUCAGGCAUGGCACUCGUUGGCUCGCUCUGCACUCUCUUGGUUCAUCAGCCGAACUUCGAUAAAUGGAUUACUGGGACGUGGCUCGAUGCAUGUAUUCUCAUCAGAGCAGUUCCAACGUCUCAUGGAUGCCAGUGGUUUCUCAGGCGUUUGGCAUUCUCUGAUUGAUCUCGGUGCUGGGGAUGGUGCGACAACUGCACACGUUGCACAACUAUUUGACAGAGUUUACGCCACUGACAUAUCCGCCCCAAUGAGGUGGGCCCUUGCCAAAAGAAAAUUUACUGUUCUUGAUGUCGAUAAAUGGGACAGGGCUGCUCCCUUCAACGUUAUUCUAUGUCUAAACCUUCUGGAUCGUUGCGAUCGUCCAAGUACUCUGCUGAGACAGCUGAGAGCAGCCCUCGCUCCAGGCGGUAGACUUGUGAUAGCACUGGUGCUUCCGUUCAGUCCAUAUGUGGAGGUUGGUGAGCGUGGUGAUCACAAACCAUCCGAGUAUCUGCCAAUCAAGGGUACUGGCCUGGAGGGACAAAUAGCUGGCCUAGUUGACCGGGUUUUUGGUCCAAUUGGCCUAAAAUGCUUGGCUUGGAGCAAAUUGCCCUAUUUGUGCGAGGGAGACAUGGGUCAGGCGUAUUAUUUCCUUGAUGAUGUUGUCUUUGUUUUGGAGAGUCAAGAGGAGGAGACAUGUAAAAACGGUCUGCGAAGAGAGACAAACAUGCAGCCUAAAGUAUAUUAAAUUAAUGGGAUUGGCAAUCAAAGAAACAGCUGGAUACAGGAAUAUGUGGAGGUGGAAGAAAGCUCCUCAACGACUGCACCAACUGAAUUGUGUCCACCAAUGCUAAAUGGAUAAUAAAGGCAUUUUCAAUCCAACUAUAUAUCUACGGGUAAAAUUAGCACUGAACUAUUGUCGUCCAAGGUCAAGCCAAGUUGAUUCAUUAAAUUUUUAUAUCUCUCGAUGAAGAGAUACCGUUAUGUACUUAUUUAAUUAACACAACACAUAUAAAUUUAAUAAUUAAUCCUUUAUGUUGAAGAAUAAUUUCAUUAACAGACUGAUUUAUCUUGAGAUAUAUGUAUACAACAGCUUUUGUGUCGACUUUAAAACUUUAAAACCAAAAUCGUGUAUUCACGUGUGUUUGAUGAUAUAAUAAAAUUGAGUCAUAUUCAUCUGUUUAUUAUGACAUGUUAAAGAAAAAAAAAAAUGUAUAUCUACAAAGAUAUCAACACGAGUAAUGAAAAAUCAAGUGUAAUUACUUUUUUGCAAAGCCUCCGAUUGUUUUCCAUAGGGUUUACACAUAGCAGGGCGUACACAAGCCUUCAUUCUCGCCAUGUUUUUCAUAACUUCAGCGAAAGCUCGAACAAUUUUUCCCCCACCAUCUGAAAGCAAGUGGGAAUAAGCAACAAGCGUAUGCGUAUCAAUAGAAAACAUUAAUUUUAUUGAGAUGUUGUUGGAAACAAAACAAAAAAAAUCCUUACUGUCGGCAUUUGUGGCUGCUGAACGAGCCCCUUUCUCCUCAAUGGUCCAGGCACCAUUGUGAAGUGCUAGAAGAUCUUUAUUGGCAUUCGUGAGUCCUUGCAGAUUCCCGAGCCCAAGUCCACUGAGUCCCUCUAGAUUAUCUAAAUUAGAUCUUAAGAAAUCCGUGAGCUUGUGAUCGGGGAUUUGAGUAUUAAUCAUCGACUCAUAAUGCUGUUUUCCAAUGGAUUUCUUCUCCUGGGAGGAGGGUCGAUGGGGAAUAUUUAAUGACGGACGACUGGGUGGACGUUGCAGAUUCAUCUGAUUCCCACCACUUCGAAUCUCUGAGAUAUCAGAUGAGGAUCCCCC